Sphenostylis stenocarpa is the source of this 2187-nucleotide messenger RNA. The record is from the annotation of a GenBank genome assembly. NCBI's taxonomy places the organism in Eukaryota, Viridiplantae, Streptophyta, Magnoliopsida, Fabales, Fabaceae.
AUGAUAUCCUGGGGAGAUUUGUACAACGUCUUGACAGCGGUGAUUCCGCUGUAUGUGGCCAUGAUCUUAGCGUACGGCUCGGUUCGCUGGUGGAAGAUAUUCUCGCCGGACCAAUGCUCCGGCAUAAACCGCUUCGUCGCGAUCUUCGCGGUUCCGCUUCUUUCCUUCCAUUUCAUCUCCACCAACAACCCUUACGCGAUGAACUUCCGCUUCAUCGCCGCCGACACGCUCCAGAAAAUUAUCAUGCUGUUUGCGUUGGCAAUCUGGACCAACUUCACCGCCAACGGGAGCUUGGAGUGGAUGAUUACUAUUUUCUCUCUCUCCACAUUGCCCAACACGCUUGUGAUGGGAAUUCCACUUCUCAUCGCCAUGUACGGCAAAUAUUCGGGUAGUCUCAUGGUCCAGGUGGUGGUGCUCCAGUGCAUCAUCUGGUACACGCUCCUCCUCUUCCUCUUCGAGUACCGCGGUGCCAAGCUCUUGAUCAUGGAACAGUUCCCCGAAACCGCUGCUUCCAUAGUUUCCUUCAAGGUCGACUCCGAUGUCGUUUCGCUCGAUGGAAGGGAUUUCCUCGAAACCGAUGCUGAAGUCGGUGACGACGGGAAGCUCCACGUGACCGUCAGGAAGUCCAAUGCUUCUAGAAGGUCCUUCAUGAUGACCCCUCGCCCGUCUAACCUCACCGGCGCCGAGAUUUACAGUCUCAGCUCCUCCCGUAACCCCACGCCACGUGGCUCAAACUUCAACCACGCGGAUUUCUACUCCAUGAUGGGGUACGCGCCUAGGCAUUCUAACUUCGGCGCUGCGGAUUUGUACUCCGUGCAGUCCACGUCACGUGGGGUCACGCCGAGGCCCUCCAAUUUCGAGGAGAACUCUGCACCCGCGCCGCAGGCUAUCAGCUCCCCCAGGUUCGGGUUCUACCCCGCCGUGCAGACCGCCCCCGCCGCCUACCCUGCUCCGAACCCGGAAUUCUCUUCAGGGUUAACCAAGAGUGUUAGCAAGAAUUCGCAGACGCAGUCACAGUCACAGCCUCAGCCUCAGCCUCAGCCUCAGUCUCAGCCGCAGGUUCAAGCUCAAGCUGCUCCUCAAGUUGCUCAACCACCCAACAGUGGUAACAAAGCCAGCCACGACGCUAAGGAGCUCCACAUGUUCGUGUGGAGCUCCAGCGCUUCGCCGGUUUCUGAAGCCGGAGGCCUUCAUGUGUUCACUGGAGCCGAUUUCGGAGCUUCCGACCAAUCGGGCCGCUCCGACCAAGGUGCCAAGGAGAUUAGGAUGUUGGUAGCGGACGACCACCCUCAAAAUGGAGAAGCCAACAAAGCUGCAGCAGAAGGAGAAUUUGGGGUUGAAGAUUUGAAAUUUCCAGGGAAAGAAGGGGAACACGCGGAUGAAGAGGGAGAGAAAGCGGGAGCCACUGGGCUUAACAAGCUGGGUUCCAGUUCAACGGCGGAGCUACACCCAAAAUCGGGCGGAGCCGCCGCGGGGAAACACUUGCCUCCUGCGAGUGUGAUGACCCGUCUCAUACUGAUUAUGGUGUGGCGUAAGCUUAUCCGCAAUCCCAACACUUACUCCAGCCUCAUUGGUGUCAUUUGGUCGCUAGUGGCGUUUAGGUGGCAUGUGCACAUGCCCAAAAUAAUAGAGCAAUCAAUCUCCAUACUCUCUGAUGCUGGUCUUGGAAUGGCUAUGUUCAGCUUGGGUCUCUUCAUGGCUCUUCAACCCAAGAUAAUUGCGUGUGGGAACUCGGUUGCAACAUUUGCCAUGGCUGUUCGGUUCCUCACAGGUCCCGCUGUCAUGGCUGCAGCUUCUAUCGCUGUUGGCCUACGUGGCACCCUCUUACGUGUAGCUAUUGUUCAGGCUGCACUUCCACAAGGGAUUGUUCCAUUUGUAUUUGCAAAAGAAUACAACGUCCACCCAGCCAUUCUUAGCACAGGGGUUAUAUUUGGGAUGUUGAUAGCUCUACCAAUUACUCUAGUCUACUACAUAUUACUUGUGGAUUAUGCUGUUAUUAACAAGGAUGUGGAUCUUCUGAGUGGAGAGCAAAACCCACAAACUAAACUAGUAUCCUUAAAGCAGAGGAGAUCCUCGAGAUUUUCAAGAGCAGAGAGAGAGAGAGAGAGAGGAGCAAGUACAGCUUAUGGGAGACAGAGCAUAGGAAAACAGGAGAAAGCUCGCAUGAGCAGAGUCAAGGAAAUCUAG